Pseudomyrmex gracilis is the source of this 6143-nucleotide messenger RNA. RefSeq names its product collagen alpha-5(IV) chain. Gene Ontology annotation, molecular function: extracellular matrix structural constituent. The record is from RefSeq and is a predicted model, not a curated record. The transcript has 26 exons. Gene Ontology annotation, cellular component: basement membrane; collagen trimer. NCBI's taxonomy places the organism in Eukaryota, Metazoa, Arthropoda, Insecta, Hymenoptera, Formicidae. The coding region runs from base 520 to 6045 and encodes 1841 amino acids.
CCGUGUCAGGGAGGCCGCGGGAGUCCGACGAGCGCGCAAGGAUACAGACCGCCCGAGAGAUAGGGAGCGAGAAAGAGAAGGGAGACAUCUAAGUAAGAGCAAGAGACGACGGGGAAGAGAGCGACGGAAAAAGACAGAGAGGGAGGAAAAGAGAAGGCGCGGAAAAGAGGAAGAAGAGAAGAGAGAACACGCACCUCCUCCACCGCCUUCGGGCCUGCCUUGUGUAUCCCGCCCGUCUGUGUGUAGCGACGAACGAUCAAGAAGACGGGCUAACCGGGCCGUCUGUCUGGCCCUUCGACACGCGGUGCGUCGACAGGCUGGCCGACGACGACGAAGCUUAGCGGUACGGUUUUCCAGCGCGAUAUAUCACCCGGGAACCGUAAGUUGCCGCACUUUGAGGUAAGGAGAGAAGUAUUCGGUGGCUCCUUUCUCUUCGGGGGUCGUGAGAUCAGCGCAGAAAGGUGAGAGCGCCCUUGGAAUCGUCCGCAGAAGCAGAGAGGAGGACCCCAGGCCGGCACGAUGCGGCCUAGGGCCGCGGCGACGUCAACAAUCAACACCGGCGACACGAGCCGCAGCAUCUCGCGGUCGCUUGUUCUCUUCGUCCUACGAAUUACCUGCGUCCUUGCCCUACUGGUGCUCACCGCCACGUGGAUACCGGUCGCCGAGGCUGUGAUCUGCAAAGACUCGUACAAAUGCAACUGUACUGGAAUAAAAGGACAGCCGGGAUAUCCUGGAAUAGCUGGGCCUCAAGGAACGGAAGGUUCUCCAGGUGAUAUCGGACCCGACGGACCUCCCGGGCCCAAAGGCGAGAAAGGAGCUGGCGGAGAAUAUGGAGCUACCGGAGAAAAGGGCUACCGAGGCGAAGAUGGUGUACGAGGAUUUCCAGGAGAACCAGGACUUUCUGGUAAUCCUGGUUUAUCCGGUGUGAUGGGUCCGGACGGUCUGGACGGAUGCAACGGGACCGACGGUCGUGCCGGUGCACCCGGUAUGCCUGGAUAUUUCGGGCCGCGUGGUCCAGAAGGACCCAUGGGAGAUUACGGUCCAGCGGGAGAGCCCGGUGAUGGAGGUAUCAAUUCGGUCGGUGCCAAAGGAAUUCGCGGAGAUCCCGGUAUCGAUGGGCCGGAGGGUUAUCGAGGACAGCAUGGGCUGACCGGUGAAAUGGGUUAUCCCGGAGAACCAGGCGACUUUGGUUUGCCAGGUCCUCCUGGAUUGCCAGGCAUGCAAGGUAGCGUCGGUGAAGAUGUGUACGGCGUGAAGGGUCAGCUUGGCGAACAGGGAGACAGAGGAGAUCCUGGAAUAUACGAAUUUAAACAAGGACCGAAUUCGACACUCGUGAAAGGUUCUCCAGGACCGAAGGGUAUGAAGGGCGAUUACGGCGACCGAAGUCGCAAGGGAGAAAUGGGUGCUAAGGGUCCAAAGGGCCGUACAGGUUUCUUAGGUAUGAAGGGUAUCAAGGGUGAACAGGGUGAUGAUGGACCGAGAGGUAAACAGGGUGCAGAAGGACCGCCAGGUCCAGCUGGUGAGAAGGGAGAGAAAGGAGCUCCAGGAUUUGCUGGACUACCCGGUUCGGAUGGAGCUGACGGAGAACCAGGAGAAGAAGGAAAUCGUGGUCAACCUGGUAAACAAGGUGCUGAAGGAGAACAUGGACUGUAUAUCCCAGAACUUGAUGAAAUAAUCGCCGGGAACAUUGGUAUCCAAGGAGAUCUUGGUCCUCCCGGUGAACCUGGUGAGUCAGGAACGCCAGGUUUACCAGGUAAAGUCGGCUUUAUAGGACCUCCAGGACCGCCAGGACCUCAGGGUCUAUCUGGUUUGCCAGGAUUAAAAGGCUCGUCUAUAAAAGGAGAACAAGGAGACGACGGCUUACCGGGCACCGUCGGACCUCAGGGACCUCCCGGGCUACCUGGUUUGCCCGGACCUGUUGGAGCCAAAGGAUUUCCAGGCGUUACAAUUCAUGGACCUCCAGGACAAGAUGGUAAACCAGGUAUUCCAGGAUUGUCAGGCCCACCUGGCGAUCGCGGUGAUCCAGGUUUUCCAGGAGAGAAAGGUUUCCCUGGAAAAGGUAUAAGAAUUCGCGGACCACCAGGAGAACGAGGUCUUCCAGGAACGCCAGGCAUUUCCGGCCCCGAUGGCUGGCCUGGUUUACCCGGCCUUAAAGGUUUAAAGGGUAUUCGAGGAGACGAUUGUGGCGUCUGUGCACCAGGUUUACCCGGUGAGAAAGGAGAACGCGGUGAGUCUGGCUUAGACGGGUAUCCCGGAGCUUCGGGAUUCCCCGGGUUGCCAGGUCCUCGAGGAUUCAAAGGAAUACAAGGAAAACGUGGUCCACAAGGUCCAGCGGGACUUCAAGGUGACAGUGGACGGCCCGGUAUAGCGGGCAUUCAAGGACCUAAAGGAGAACGAGGUCAACUAAGGUUCCCGGACGAGAAGAUCGAGAGUCCGCCGGGUGACGAUGGAGAGAAAGGCUUGCCUGGUCCCGAAGGACCCAGAGGUCCACGAGGGCCACCGGGUUCUAUCGGCGACACAGGUGUACCGGGUCCUAAAGGAGAAAAGGGUGACCAUGGUGCUCCAGGAUUACCGGGAAAGAAUGGAACUCACGGAUGGGACGGCAUUCCCGGUGAAAAAGGUGAAGACGCUUUAAUACCAGUUGUUUUCUUGCGCGGAGAUCCAGGAUAUCCAGGAGAGCCGGGAGUGGAAGGAAUACAAGGAGAUAAAGGUAGCAAGGGAAGACCUGGAGAUGCCGGAGAGUAUCUCGAAGACACUAGAGGUGACAAAGGUUACAAAGGUGAACCAGGAGACCGCGGCGAGCCUGGUUUCAAAGGCUUCCAAGGACAAAUUGGCGACGAAGGUCUACCAGGAUUAUCAGGUGAGCCAGGUGCGCCAGGUAUUUCGAUUCAAGGUCCUGUUGGCUUAAAGGGAUAUCCCGGAAUCCCGGGAGAUCAAGGACCUCGAGGCUCACCAGGCUCACCAGGAUCGCAGGGACCAGUUGGUUUUCCGGGUCGCGUUGGCAAUAAAGGUGAUCGAGGAGAUCCAGGCUCAAAUUUAACUUACGGCGAAAUUGGAGAACGCGGAGGAUACGGUCCUAAGGGUGAAAUCGGAAAUCCUGGUCCUGAAGGUUUACGUGGGCGAGCAGGAGAGGAUGGUCCGAAAGGUAGCAAGGGUGCCAAAGGAGCACCUGGCUACGAAGGAUUGCCUGGACUUCAAGGAGCUAAAGGUCAACAUGGAGACAGUAUACAAGGAGAUCGAGGUUUCCCAGGAAUACCAGGCCAGCCUGGAAUGCCUGGAUUAAUUGGAGAUGUCGGUAUUCGCGGUCCCGAUGGACCUUCCGGCUUUGACGGAAUGAAGGGUUUGAAGGGAGAAAUCGGUUUUAUUGGACGACGUGGUGACGAUGGUGACAUGGGACCUCAGGGAUAUCAAGGUAUGCACGGAAGACAGGGUCUACCUGGUGCUCCGGGAGAAAAAGGAGAAGUUGGCGAAAUUGGCGAGUCAGGGCCGAUUGGUUGGCCCGGUUUUGACGGAAUCGAUGGAGCGCCCGGUCCUAAAGGAGAACUUGGAGAUGCUGGAAUUCCUGGAGAGCCGGGAGUAAGAGGACCACUUGGACCUAAGGGUAUUUUCGGUGAUAUGGGUAUCGACGGAUUGCCAGGGCCUCGUGGUGAGAACGCCUUUAGCGGUCCUCAAGGUGAUAUCGGUGAGCCCGGUUUCAUGGGAGAAAUUGGUCCGCCUGGUCUCGCUGGUUUCGACGGACGACCAGGUUUACCAGGAGAGCCGGGAUUGGCUACCGACGGUUUUGACGGUCUGCAAGGACAGAAGGGUAACGAUGGCUAUGACGGAUUCGAUGGCACCGUAGGACCAAAGGGAGAAAUUGGUGAUAUGGGUCCUGACGGAUUAAAAGGUGAACGAGGCGAUCAAGGUUUUCCGGGAAGACCGGGCGCACCUGGAAGACACGGCAGACCCGGUGUGAAAGGUGAAAAGGGUCUAAUUGGCCCGCCCGGAUUUGAUGGACUAAAAGGAAAACACGGACUCGACGGUGAUCCAGGUCUAAUGGGCAGACCAGGAAUGCCGGGUGAACCCGGCGUAAGAGGACCACCAGGUCUUUUAGGACAUCCUGGACCCAAAGGUAUCGUAGGUGAACCUGGUUUACCAUCUUUCGCGUAUGCGCCGAAAGGUGAUUACGGUGAUCGCGGACACGAUGGUUUACCUGGUCUUAAAGGAGAACGGGGUGAACAAGGAUAUAUGGGAUUACCUGGUCGUAAGGGUCAAAUUGGAGACAGAGGUUUAUCUGGUUCUGUCGGAUUUGUCGGAUUACCUGGUUUUCCUGGUUUGCCAGGUGAUCAAGGACCCCAAGGCGCUCCAGGUUUACCUGGUGAAUUUGCUGAACCCGGUGAACCUGGUCGCUCCGGUCUGGACGGCAUGCCUGGUGUUCCAGGACGUCCGGGACAAAAAGGAGCUCCUGGCGAAUAUGGUCGAAAUGGACCGAAAGGUAUCGCUGGUGAUAUAGGUCAUAGUAUUCGCGGUCCUAAAGGAAUUUCAGGAGAACCAGGUCCUAGAGGAUUUGUCGGCUUUCCGGGCGCACCAGGUUUGGAAGGAUUGCAAGGUUUCCCCGGAACACCAGGUCCGAAAGGUUAUCGUGGUGAACCGGGAGUAUCCGCGAUCAACGCCAAAGGACAACCCGGCGAAAUCGGAUGGCCUGGACUUGAUGGUCGACCGGGACUGAAAGGAAUGAAAGGUGAAUCUGGUCUACCUGGUUUCAUGGGACAACCAGGAUUGAAGGGAGAAAGAGGAGAGCCUGGUGAGCUUGGUAUUCCUGGACUACCUGGUUUACCUGGACCGCAGGGACCAAAAGGAGAUCCCGGUAUAAAUCCAUUCCCACCGUUCCCAAGAAAAGGACCUGUUGGUGACAUAGGAGCUCCUGGAUUACCAGGUUUCCCUGGACUACAGGGAAUAAUGGGUGAACCUGGCAAAGAUGGCCUACCUGGACGAGAAGGUGAGAGAGGUAUGAUUGGUUUUACUGGACCGCAGGGACCGGAAGGUAAAGAGGGACCGCCCGGAUAUCAAGGACCUCCUGGAUCAACUGGACGACAAGGAUCACCGGGAUUCCCCGGCGCACCUGGUAUACCCGCGGCAAAUGGAAUCGGUCCAAGAAACAGAGGUUUCUACUUCGCUCGUCACUCGCAGUCCGAAAUGAUACCAAUCUGUCCGAAAAACACCGUGAAGAUUUGGGAAGGAUUCUCUUUAUUACACAUAAUGGGCAAUGGACGAGCAUACGCGCAGGAUCUUGGCGCUGCUGGCAGCUGCAUCAGGAAGUUCUCUACAAUGCCCUUCUUGUUCUGCAACUUGAACAACGUGUGCGAUUACGCCAAUCGCAACGAUUACAGUUAUUGGCUUAGUACAACAGAGCCCAUGCCAAUGAUGAUGACUCCGAUACCAGCUCCGGAAGUGGGUAGAUACAUAUCGAGAUGUUCCGUGUGCGAAGCGCCUACCAGGGUAAUAGCCGUUCACAGUCAAUCAAUGACGAUACCCCAGUGUCCCGGUGGCUGGGACGAAAUCUGGGUCGGCUACAGUUUCCUUAUGCAUAGAGACGCUGGCGCGGACGGUGGCGGUCAAUCUCUGGUCUCGCCUGGAUCUUGCUUGGAAGAAUUCCGCGUCAGGCCGUUUAUCGAAUGCCGCGGUCUCGGUACCUGUAAUUACUUCGCCACAGCGACGUCGUACUGGCUGGCGACCAUUGAGGACAACGAGAUGUUCCGCAAACCGAUUCAGCAGACGCUGAAGAUCGAUCAUACGUCGCGGGUGAGCCGGUGUGUCGUGUGUCUCCGCCGACGUAUCAUCGACGAAUCGAACCGAACUGUAAACCUAAAGCCAUUCACAUCGAACAACGUACAACCCCCUAAUAACAACUAUCCACCGCGUUAUCCGCACGAAUACAGAACGCCUCCUAACCGGGGAAGGUGGCCGAGUGAUCACAGACGCGUACCUUCUCACUAUCGUAGAAGGGGUCAUGCGCGCGGCAGGUAUCCCGAACGAACAACCGAGACGCCUAACAAUAAUCUGUAGAGAUGACGCGGGCCGCACGAACAGACACAUUGAGAGAGAGAGAGAGACCAACCAGCGGGAUCAGUGACGUGCGAGAACGAGCCUAUGUAUAUAAAAAA